AUGCGACUCUUUCUAAUCCCAAUUUCGACACGCCGCGCGUUAAUAUAUUCUCGGCCAUUGUUAAAAGACAUUCCCAAAGAACUUUCUUACUUUGAUCGGGCAACAACCAAAGUAGCGGCACAAUGGGCGAAAUGGGAAGAAGCUGAGAAGGGAUGGCAGAAACAUUUAGUCACAUGGGGAAAUCGAGUCCAACAACGUAUUCCGUUUGAAGAAUGGGGACUUCGAAGUAUUCCACCACUCAAGAAUCAACAGCGAAUUGAUGAGGCGCAUGGAACAAAGAAAAUCGACGUUCUUUACCCAGGAAAUGCCGUUCACUUGGAUAAACUACCCAGUGUGUUGCAGACGAUAGCCACUGAACGCCAGCAGUUUCAUCAGAAGAUGGCGAGGCGAUGUGUUAUUAUCGCACCGUUUCUUGCGCCAUUUGGUUUGAUUCCAGUGAUUCCAAAUAUCCCUUUCUUCUAUGCAAUGUAUCGCCUUUUCUGUCAUUAUCGGGCACUCAAGGGUUCGCAACACUUGGAAUUCCUUGUCGGAAAGAACCUCAUCAACCCGGUUUCCCUAUCUGAACUCGAACAACUAUACGCUAAACGCGUGUCAUAUGUCAUUGAUGAUACCCCAAUCGAUACCCCUCAUGCGCAAAUGGUCGACAAUAUGGAACAGAGUGAUGAGCGAGUUCUGUUGAAGUUCUCUGAUGCCAAGAAGCUAGCAACAAUAUUCCAGGCACCGGAGUUAGCAUUGGAGGCAGAGCGUGCUAUCGUUCAAGUAAGCGAACAACUUCAAGCUCGGAAAGAAGAAGAAAAGGUCAAGGAAGAAGCAAAGGAGAAACAAAAGGAUUUUGAGAAACAGAACCAAUAA
Messenger RNA from Penicillium malachiteum, 852 nucleotides. RefSeq names its product mitochondrial K+-H+ exchange-related family protein. Gene Ontology annotation, biological process: proton transmembrane transport; potassium ion transport. The coding region runs from base 1 to 852 and encodes 283 amino acids. The transcript has 3 exons. Lineage: Eukaryota; Fungi; Ascomycota; Eurotiomycetes; Eurotiales; Aspergillaceae. The record is from RefSeq and is a predicted model, not a curated record. Gene Ontology annotation, cellular component: mitochondrial inner membrane.